Messenger RNA from Scophthalmus maximus (turbot), 1714 nucleotides. It is a transcript of the gene gorasp2, whose product is annotated as golgi reassembly stacking protein 2. Bases 80 to 1246 code for a protein of 388 amino acids. Gene Ontology annotation, biological process: Golgi organization. Gene Ontology annotation, molecular function: protein binding. The record is from RefSeq and is a predicted model, not a curated record. The transcript is spliced from 10 exons. Gene Ontology annotation, cellular component: Golgi apparatus. NCBI's taxonomy places the organism in Eukaryota, Metazoa, Chordata, Actinopteri, Pleuronectiformes, Scophthalmidae.
GAGAGCCGCCUGCUGCUGCUGCUGCUGCUGCUAACCCGACACAGCUAGCCCACCCCCCGACUCACACAUCCGGGGAAACAUGGGGGGCUCCCAGAGCUCGGAGGUACCAGGUGGAGGAACCGAAGGCUACCACGUCCUCAGAGUGCAAGAGAAUUCCCCCAGUCACCGUGCAGGACUGGAGCCAUUUUUCGAUUUCAUCAUUUCCAUUUGUGACAUAAGACUGAACAAAGACAAUGACGCCCUGAAGGAGCUGCUGAAGAUGAACGUAGAGAGGCCCAUCAAGAUGCUGCUAUACAGCAGCAAGUCAAUGGCAGUGAGGGAGACGUCCGUCACACCCAGCAACAUGUGGGGAGGCCAGGGGCUCCUGGGCGUCAGUAUUCGCUUCUGCAGCUUUGAAGGAGCCAAUGAAAAUAUUUGGCAUGUCUUGGAAGUGGAGCCAAACUCGCCUGCAUCCCUGGCUGGUUUGAGGGCCCACGCCGACUAUAUCAUAGGAGCCGACAGCGUCACGAACGAGAGCGAGGAUCUGUUCUCGCACAUCGAAUCCCACGAAGGGAAGGAGCUGAAGCUGUUCGUCUACAACACGGACGCAGACAACUGCCGUGAGGUGGUCAUCACUCCCAAAUGUGACUGGGGUGGAGAGGGAAGUCUAGGAUGUGGGAUUGGCUAUGGCUACCUGCACAGGAUACCCACACUGCAAUUUGCAGAGGGCGAAAAGAUCCAUUCCCCUGCACAGGCUCCGAAUGAACCCUCCCCUUCACCUAAAGAUGGAUUCACAGAGGUCCAUCUCUCUGCCGUGAUUCCAACUGUUCCGGUCGCUGUGUCGUCUUCUGCAUCGACUGGAUUAGAGCAGUCUCUCGCCGGCUGGUCGGUCGUCUCUAAUCCGACCUCUGUCCUCAGCAGUAUACAGACAGGGCACCCUACGAUUCCACUGCCCAACCAAGCCCCCUACUCACUCCCCCUGUCUGUCAAUCCUACUCCAACAAUACCAGGCUUGAUGUCCUUACCUGGAGGUCUUCCACCAUUUCCAAAUUUGCCAAACCUCAAUAUGUCUUUGGCAGACAUACGCCAAGUAUUGCCCCCUGGAAUUAAAUUCCAACACCCAGCGGACACAGCUCCUACUGUUACACAGGACAGAAUAUCUCCCUCCUCCCGCAUUCAAAUGAACAGGUCACUGACCAAUACCCCGAUAUCAUCAACGACCACCUCUGAAUCAAUAAAAAUCACAAUGUCCAUAGACUCGUCUUAGCAGAGCUCCAUUUUACGUUUGUCAGUUUGCUCAACUCUUGACACAACAUACAGUCAGUCAAUCAGCUGCUCUGGUCAGUUGACAGAUUCCCCCUACAGCGCCUGUUUCUUGGAUACUGGAAUUACGCCGCUGUUCUUCUCAAGCAGUUUGCUGAUGGACUGAAAGAAAAAUUACAAGAAUCAAACUUUUGCUGCAGAGUACAAAUAUGCACUGUGCAGCAGAAAAACACUUAAAAAGUUCACCUCUGUCAAAGUAUAUUAAAAUUUAAGUGGGUUUUUUUGAACAGGUUACUUUCUAAUGUGCAAGUCAGAAUCUUUGCAUUUUUCUUUUGGGUAAAACUUCUUCCCAAUAGUGUUCUACUGGGCAUUUUCCUUUAAAUGAGCAGGUUUUCUUGCUGUUGUAGCCAUGGAAUAUUUAACAGUUUUGUACAAAAAGAGUUUGUUUGAUUAAACUAUUGUAUUUUCUCUA